AUGGGCGGCUUCGACUUCUCCAACCACAACCGCAAUGCGGCCCUUCACGCCCAGGGUAUUCCACUGCCCAAGGCAACCAGCACAGGAACAACGAUUGUGGGCUGUCUCUUCGACGGCGGCGUCGUCAUUGCAGCAGAUACCCGAGCUACAAGCGGCCCCAUAGUCGCAGACAAGAACUGCGAAAAGCUACACUUCAUCUCCCCCCAGAUCUGGUGUGCAGGUGCCGGUACCGCGGCAGACACCGAGUUCACCACGGCCAUCAUCUCGUCGAAUCUUGAACUGCACGCCCUCUCCACCGGUCGCAAGCCCCGCGUCGUCACCUGCAUGACCAUGCUCAAGCAACAUCUGUUCCGCCACCAGGGCCACAUUGGCGCCUACCUUGUCGUUGCUGGCUGUGACCCCACCGGCGCCCACCUCUUCACCGUCCACGCCCACGGCUCCACCGACAAGCUGCCCUAUGUGACCAUGGGCUCUGGCUCGCUGGCCGCCAUGUCCGUCUUCGAGACGCAGUGGAAGGGCGAAAUGUCGCGCGAGGAUGCCGUUACCCUGUGCGCAAACGCCAUCGAGGCUGGUAUCUGGAACGAUUUGGGCUCAGGAAGCAAUGUCGAUGUGGCGGUCAUCACCCAGGAGAAGACGACGCUGAUGAGAAACUACAAGACCCCCAACACGAGGGUGCCCAAGCAGCGGAAUUACCGCUUCCCGCGGGGUACGACGGCGGUGCUGAAUGAGAAGAUCAUCACCAAAGAGGAGAUUAGCAAGUACGUAACUGUACACGAGCUCAAGGACGACGAUGUUACAGCCACUGCAGAGACGAUGGAUGUAGACUCAUAG
Plenodomus lingam JN3 is the source of this 831-nucleotide messenger RNA. RefSeq names its product proteasome core particle subunit beta 2 (gene PUP1). NCBI's taxonomy places the organism in Eukaryota, Fungi, Ascomycota, Dothideomycetes, Pleosporales, Leptosphaeriaceae. Gene Ontology annotation, cellular component: proteasome core complex. The record is from RefSeq and is a predicted model, not a curated record. Gene Ontology annotation, molecular function: threonine-type endopeptidase activity.